CAGCCUGUCCCUUGGAAACUUUUGCACCAAGGGUUCCAGGUCAUUUCGUGGCGGCGCUCUUCAACCUUCUUGCGCCGGUUCAACCACCAAACGGUGUUCUCUCUUUGUUUCUAACUUUGGUCAGUUUCCUCAUGGAGUAGCGCAAUCAUGAAAUUCUCUGCUCUUUCCCUAGGCCUGUUGGCCCUCCUAACGCCGCUGAGUGCGGCAUGGACCAAAGAAGAUCGCGAAAUCUUCCGUGUCCGCGAUGAACUCCUUGCGCAUGAAGGUCCCGAAGUGACUUUUUACGAUUUUCUUGGUGUCAAGAAGGGCGCAAGCCACGAGGACAUCAACAAAGCCUACAAGAAGAAGUCAAGAGAGCUCCAUCCCGACAAAGUCAGACAGCAGCUCCAGGCCCAGCGCAUCAAGGCCAACAAGGAGAACGCCAAGAAGUCGGGAGGUAAGCCCGGUGUGCAUGUGACGAAGCAGCCUACCUCUCAUGAGCUCAAGGUUGCCAUCAAGCGCGCCUCAGAGCGCCAGGCUCGUCUUUCCAUCGUUGCCGAUGUCCUCCGCGGCCCUGGGCGUGACCGAUAUGACUACUUCCUCACCAAUGGCUUCCCUACCUGGAAGGGCACCGAGUACUACUACAACCGCUAUCGCCCCGGCCUUGGCACUGCUAUCUUCGGCGUCUUCCUCGUCGCCGGUGGUGGCGCGCAUUAUCUCGCCCUUUACAUGAGCUGGAAGCGCCAACGCGAGUUUGUGGAGCGCUAUAUCACGUUUGCGCGCCGUGCUGCUUGGGGCGACAACCUUGGCCUCAACAUUCCUGGCGUUGAUGGCGAGCCUGCCGCCGCUCCCCCCCCUCCCCCUCCUCAACAGGUGUACGAAGACGAAGACGGUCGCCAGAUUCCCAUCAACCGCAAGAUGCGUCGCAUGCAAGAGCGCGAGACAAAGAAGGAGGCCAAGGAUAAGAGCGCCGGGCGCAAGACCCGCCGUGGACGUGACACCAAGCCCGCCUCGGCCUCUGCUUCCGGAUCAGCGACUCCCCAGCCGCAGCCCGAGGGACAGGGUCCCACUGGAGUCAAAAGGCGUGUCGUUGCGGAGAAUGGCAAGGUUCUCGUUGUUGACUCGGUGGGCGCCGUCUUCCUGGAACAGGAGGAUGAGGAUGGCAAUGUGGGCGAGUACCUUUUGGACCCCAAUGAGAUCGCCAAACCUACCUUCAAGGACACCGCCGUGGUUCGCCUGCCUUUCUGGGUUUAUGAUCUGACCAUCGGACGCGUGUUUAAGAAGCGCACUGCGGAUGACGAGUUUGAGGAAGAGAUCGACGAGCCCACCGAGACCGAGGUCGUCAAUGACGACGAGGAUUCUGAGCCCGGAAGACUCACUCCCUCCACCGGCUCUGCCGAGGAUUUUGAGCUUCUCGAGAAGUCGGUCGACUCUCUGGGUCAGGCUAAGGCAAGCGGUACCCAGAAGGCGGGCGGCAACAAGGCGAGCAAGCGCAAGAACAAGAAGAGGUGAUCGUGGAUUUUUUUUUGCGGAGGGUAUAUUGCUUUACAAGCGGUAGAGUUUUCGAGCAAUACGUGGCUUUGACGUUGCGGUUAGGUUAGGUGUUCUUCGGUGGUUGAUUUAAAAAGGAGGAAGAAAAAAGGAGGCCAAAUCUUCUCUCGGUAUAUGGGACGAUGUUAUAUGACAACGAGCCCCGGAUUUC
This is a messenger RNA of Podospora pseudocomata, 1681 nucleotides long. RefSeq lists its product as uncharacterized. Gene Ontology annotation, cellular component: endomembrane system. The record is from RefSeq and is a predicted model, not a curated record. The coding region runs from base 148 to 1491 and encodes 447 amino acids. NCBI's taxonomy places the organism in Eukaryota, Fungi, Ascomycota, Sordariomycetes, Sordariales, Podosporaceae. The transcript is spliced from 3 exons.